AUGGGUUCUCGGGUCUCCACGUUAUUACGAGAUGAAGAACUCAAGGAGAUAAAAAAAGAGACUGGCUUUUCCCACAGCCAAAUCACCCGUCUCUACAGCAGGUUUACUAGCCUAGACAAAGGAGAAAAUGGUACUCUUAGCCGGGAAGACUUCCAGCGGAUUCCAGAGCUUGCCAUCAACCCCCUGGGGGAUCGGAUCAUCAAUGCCUUCUUCCCCGAGGGAGAGGACCAGGUAAACUUCCGUGGAUUCAUGAGAAUUCUGGCUCACUUCCGACCAAUCAAUGAUAAUGAGAAUGGCAAAGACGUGAAUGGACCAGAACCACUCAAUAGCCGGAGCAAUAAACUACGCUUUGCUUUUCGAUUAUAUGACUUGGACAAAGACGACAAGAUUUCCCGAGAUGAACUGUUACAGGUACUACGCAUGAUGGUUGGAGUGAAUAUCUCCGAUGAGCAGCUGGGCAACAUCGCAGAAAGGACGAUCCAAGAAGCUGACCAGGACGGGGACGGUGCCAUAUCCUUUUCAGAGUUUGUCAAGGUUUUGGACAAGGUGGAUGUAGAACAGAAGAUGAGCAUCCGAUUUCUUCGCUAA
Trichosurus vulpecula (common brushtail) is the source of this 588-nucleotide messenger RNA. Its product is annotated as calcineurin B homologous protein 1-like. The coding region runs from base 1 to 588 and encodes 195 amino acids. The transcript has a single exon. Lineage: Eukaryota; Metazoa; Chordata; Mammalia; Diprotodontia; Phalangeridae. The record is from RefSeq and is a predicted model, not a curated record. Gene Ontology annotation, molecular function: calcium ion binding.